This is a messenger RNA of Symphalangus syndactylus (siamang), 3954 nucleotides long. RefSeq names its product leptin receptor (gene LEPR). Gene Ontology annotation, cellular component: external side of plasma membrane; membrane. Lineage: Eukaryota; Metazoa; Chordata; Mammalia; Primates; Hylobatidae. Gene Ontology annotation, molecular function: cytokine receptor activity; protein binding. The record is from RefSeq and is a predicted model, not a curated record. Gene Ontology annotation, biological process: cytokine-mediated signaling pathway.
GCGCGGGGCGCACGCGGGCGGCCACCCGACUCUCCCCUCCCUUCUUCCCACCCCGGCCUGCUCCUGCUCAGCCCCACCUCCCCACGCACUCGGCUGCCCUCCUCUCUCCUGAGAGUUGCCCCGCACCUUGGGCGAAGAGUUCGGAGCGGCCCCAUCGCAGAGCCCACGGCCGGCCGAGCGCGCGCGACGCAGGUGCCCGAGCCCCGGCGCCGCCGCCAUCUCUGCCUUCGGUCGAGUUGGACCCCCGGAUCGAGGUGUACUUCUCUGAAGUAAGAUGAUUUGUCAAAAAUUCUGUGUGGUUUUGUUACAUUGGGAGUUUAUUUAUGUGAUAACUGCAUUUAACUUGUCAUAUCCAAUUACUCCUUGGAGAUUUAAGUUGUCUUGCAUGCCACCAAAUUCAACCUAUGACUACUUCCUUUUGCCUGCUGGACUCUCAAAGAAUACUUCAAAUUCGAAUGGACAUUAUGAGACAGCUGUUGAACCUAAGUUUAAUUCAAGUGGUACUCACUUUUCUAACUUAUCCAAAACAACUUUCCACUGUUGCUUUCGGAGUGAGCAAGAUAGAAACUGUUCCUUAUGUGCAGACAACAUUGAAGGAAAGACAUUUGUUUCAACAGUAAAUUCUUUAGUUUUUCAACAAAUAGGUGCAAACUGGAACAUACAAUGCUGGCUAAAAGGAGAUUUGAAAUUAUUCAUCUGUUAUGUGGAGUCAUUAUUUAAGAAUCCAUUCAAGAAUUAUAACUAUAAGGUCCAUCUUUUAUAUGUUCUGCCUGAAGUGUUAGAAGAUUCACCUCUGGUUCCCCAAAAAGGCAGUUUUCAGAUGGCUCACUGCAAUUGCAGUGUUCAUGAAUGUUGUGAAUGUCUUGUGCCUGUGCCAGCAGCCAAACUCAAUGACACUCUCCUUAUGUGUUUGAAAAUCACAUCUGGUGGAGUAAUUUUCCAGUCACCUCUAAUGUCAGUUCAGCCCAUAAAUAUGGUGAAGCCUGAUCCACCAUUAGGUUUGCAUAUGGAAAUCACAGAUGAUGGUAAUUUAAAGAUUUCUUGGUCCAGCCCACCAUUGGUACCAUUUCCACUUCAAUAUCAAGUGAAAUAUUCAGAGAAUUCUACAACAGUUAUCAGAGAAGCUGACAAGAUUGUCUCAGCUACAUCCGUGCUGGUAGACAGUAUACUUCCUGGGUCUUCGUAUGAGGUUCAGGUGAGGGGCAAGAGACUGGAUGGCCCAGGAAUCUGGAGUGACUGGAGUACUCCUCAUGUCUUUACCACACAAGAUGUCAUAUACUUUCCACCUAAAAUUCUGACAAGUGUUGGGUCUAAUGUUUCUUUUCACUGCAUCUAUAAGAAUGAAAACAAGAUUGUUUCCUCAAAAAAGAUUGUUUGGUGGAUGAAUUUAGCUGAGAAAAUUCCUCAAAGCCAGUAUGAUGUUGUGAAUGAUCAUGUUAGCAAAGUUACUUUUUUCAAUCUGAAUGAAACCAAACCUCGAGGAAAGUUUACCUAUGAUGCCGUGUACUGCUGCAAUGAACAUGAAUGCCAUCAUCGCUAUGCUGAAUUAUAUGCGAUUGAUGUCAAUAUCAAUAUCUCAUGUGAAACUGAUGGGUACUUAACUAAAAUGACUUGCAGAUGGUCAACCAAUACAAUCCAGUCACUUGUGGGAAGUACUUUGCAACUGAGGUAUCAUAGGAGCAGCCUUUACUGUUCUGACUUUCCAUCUAUUCAUCCCAUAUCUGAGCCCAAAGAUUGCUAUUUGCAGAGGGAUGGUUUCUAUGAAUGCAUUUUCCAGCCAAUCUUCCUAUUAUCUGGCUAUACAAUGUGGAUUAGGAUCAAUCACUCUCUAGGUUCACUUGACUCUCCACCAACAUGUGUCCUUCCUGAUUCUGUGGUGAAGCCACUGCCUCCAUCCAGUGUGAAAGCAGAAAUUACUAUAAACAUUGGAUUAUUGAAAAUAUCUUGGGAAAAGCCAGUCUUUCCAGAGAAUAACCUUCAAUUCCAGAUUCGCUAUGCUUUAAGUGGAAAAGAAGUACAAUGGAAGAUGUAUGAGGUUUAUGAUGCAAAAUCAAAAUCUGUCAGUCUCCCAGUUCCAGACUUGUGUGCAGUCUAUGCUGUUCAGGUGCGCUGUAAGAGGCUAGAUGGACUGGGAUAUUGGAGUAAUUGGAGCAAUCCAGCCUACACAGUUGUCAUGGAUAUAAAAGUUCCUAUGAGAGGACCUGAAUUUUGGGGAAUAAUUAAUGGAGAUACUAUGAAAAAGGAGAAAAAUGUCACUUUACUUUGGAAGCCCCUGAUGAAAAAUGACUCAUUGUGCAGUGUUCAGAGAUACGUGAUAAACCAUCAUACUUCCUGCAAUGGAACAUGGUCAGAAGAUGUGGGAAAUCACACGAAAUUCACUUUCCUGUGGACAGAGCAAGCACAUACUGUUACGGUUCUGGCCAUCAAUUCAAUUGGUGCUUCUGCUGCAAAUUUUAAUUUAACCUUUUCAUGGCCUAUGAGCAAAGUAAAUAUCGUGCAAUCACUCAGUGCUUAUCCUUUAAACAGCAGUUGUGUGAUUCUUUCCUGGAUGCUAUCACCCAGUGAUUACAAGCUAAUGUAUUUUAUUAUUGAGUGGAAAAAUCUUAAUGAAGAUGGUGAAAUAAAAUGGCUUAGAAUCUCUUCAUCUGUUAAGAAGUAUUAUAUCCAUGAUCAUUUUAUCCCCAUUGAGAAGUACCAGUUCAGUCUUUACCCAAUAUUUAUAGAAGGAGUGGGAAAACCAAAGAUAAUUAAUAGUUUCACUCAAGGUGAUACUGAAAAACACCAGAAUGAUGCAGGUUUAUAUGUAAUUGUGCCAGUAAUUAUUUCCUCUUCCAUCUUACUGCUUGGAACAUUAUUAAUAUCACACCAAAGAAUGAAAAAGCUGUUUUGGGAAGAUGUUCCGAACCCCAAGAAUUGUUCCUGGGCACAAGGACUUAAUUUUCAGAAGCCAGAAACGUUUGAGCAUCUUUUUAUCAAGCAUACAGCAUCAGUGACAUGUGGUCCUCUUCUUUUGGAGCCUGAAACAAUUUCAGAAGAUAUCAGUGUUGAUACAUCAUGGAAAAAUAAAGAUGAGAUGGUGCCAACAACUGUGGUCUCUCUACUUUCAACAACAGAUCUUGAAAAGGGUUCUGUUUGUAUUAGUGACCAGUUCAACAGUGUUAACUUCUCUGAGGCUGAGGGUACCGAGGUAACCUAUGAGGACGAAAGCCAGAGACAACCCUUUGUUAAAUAUGCCACGCUGAUCAGCAACUCUAAACCAAGUGAAACUGGUGAAGAACAAGGGCUUAUAAAUAGUUCAGUCACCAAGUGCUUCUCUAGCAAAAAUUCUCCAUUGAAGGAUUCUUUCUCUAAUAGCUCAUGGGAGAUAGAGGCCGAGGCAGUUUUUAUAUUAUCAGAUCAGCGUCCCAACAUAAUUUCACCACACCUCACAUUCUCAGAAGGAUUGGAUGAACUUUUGAAAUUGGAGGGAAAUUUCCCUGAAGAAAAUAAUGAUGAAAAGUCUAUCUAUUAUUUAGGGGUCACCUCAAUCAAAAAGAGAGAGAGUGGUGUGCUUUUGACUGACAAGUCAAGAGUAUUGUGCCCAUUCCCAGCCCCCUGUUUAUUCACGGACAUCAGAGUUCUCCAGGACAGUUGCUCACACUUUGUAGAAAAUAAUUUCAACUUAGGAACUUCUAGUAAGAAGACUUUUGCAUCUUACAUGCCUCAAUUCCAAACUUGUUCUACUCAGACUCAUAAGAUCAUGGAAAACAAGAUGUGUGACCUAACUGUGUAAUUUCACUGAAGAAACCUUCAGAUUUGUGUUAUAAUGGGUCAUAUAAAGUGUAAUAGAUUACUUUAUAGUUUGGGUGGGAGAGAGAAAAGAAAUCAGAGUCAAAUUUGAAAAUAAUUGUCCCAAAUGAAUGUUGUCUGUUUGUCCUCUCUUAGUAAUAUAGACAAAAAACUUGAGAAAGCCUU